Molecule: messenger RNA, 1904 nt
Organism: Exophiala oligosperma
Lineage: Eukaryota; Fungi; Ascomycota; Eurotiomycetes; Chaetothyriales; Herpotrichiellaceae
Exons: 1
Coding region: 295-1608 (437 amino acids)
Biological process (GO): purine nucleoside catabolic process
Cellular component (GO): cytosol
Molecular function (GO): purine nucleosidase activity
Source: RefSeq, a predicted model, not a curated record
AAAUGAUUUCACAAACCUCAAAAGUGAGAUCUGGUCGACUUCCCGAGUCAAGUUUCAUUUGCAACUGCACUUGACUGACUUGUUCGUUGUAACCUAUUCUACUUCCGAACACCUAGGCAGGUAUCGGCGGUGAAGAAAGUUUGCAUCGUCGACAAGUGACUUAUCUACGAGACUCUAGGAUAUCAGGACCACCUGUGACAGAAAUAUCUCCGCCGCCACCACCCAAGAAAGCUUGAUCGAUUGCUUGAUCAACCGAUCGAUCAAUCAAUCAAUCAGCCAGCCAACCAACCAACCAUGCCUGCAAAAAACCGUGUCAUCAUCGACACGGACCCCGGGUGCGACGAUGUCCUGGCCAUGUUGCUCGCCUUUGCCACAAAGGCCGAGGAUCUCGAGGUGCUCCUCGUGUCGGUGACGCACGGCAACGUGGACGUGAGGAGUUGCCUCCGCAACGUCGUGGCCAUCUUCCACGUGCUGGAAAAGGAGCUGGAGUGGAGAAAGGAGCAGGGCAUGCCCCUCGGGUUCGAAGGCAUCACCAAGCACAAGCCCAUCGUCGCCAUCGGCGCCGACGCACCGCUCCAGGAGACGACCGAGUCCGCGGACUACUUCCACGGCGUCGACGGCCUGGCCGGGGUGCACGACAGCCACCCCCACUUCUCGCCGGUGGAGGACUGGAGGAACCUGUUUGAACGGCCGCCGCCCGACGACGACCUGACCAGGCAGGCCAGGUCGACGGCGGAGGUCGACGUCGACGGCCCGGCCAAGUCGUUCACCCCGAGCCCGUCGCCGGCGCACAAGGAGAUCCUGAGGCUCCUGCGGGAGAACGAGCCGGGCACGGUCACGCUCGUCGGCGUGGGGCCCCUGACCAACUUUGCGCUCGCGGCCGCCGAGGACCCGGAGACGUUCCUCCGGUGCAGGGAGGUCGUGGCCAUGGGCGGCACGGUCGACGGCAUCGGCAACGUCACGCCCGUGGCCGAGUUCAACGUGUACGCCGACCCGUUCGCCGCCGCCCGCGUCUACGCCCUGACCUCCCCCCGGCCGAGCUCGACCAUGCCGGUCCCCAUCGAGGGCGAGCCGUCGCAGCACCUGGCCCCGUACCCGGCGGGGCUGCCGGGACAGCUCAGGCUCGUCCUCAUGAGCCUGGACAUCACCGAGUCCCACACGCUCAGCCGGAGGGACUUCAACGCCCGGGCGGCGGGUCCCGCCGGGCGGGGGAGCCCCCUGGCCCAGUGGAUGACGGCCUUCAUGACCCCGAUGCUGGACAAGAUGGAGCGGCUCCACACGGGCCACGAGGGGGACGGGGCGGCGCUGGCCCUCCACGACCCCCUGUGCGUGUGGUACGUGCUCACCCGCGACGACCCCCGGUGGCGGGCCAGUCCGCGCAGCCCCGAGGACAUCCGGGUCGAGACGGCGGCCCAGUGGUCGAGGGGCAUGACGGUGGGGGACAAGCGGCCCAGGAAACGGAGGGACAGCGACGGCGAGGCCCCCCACGACCGGGGGAACUGGCUGGGGAACAAGUCCGGCAACAGGAUCUACCGGAUGAUGGAAAGUCCGGGGAGGGACCUCGCGGCCAAGUAUUUGCUCGAUACUGUAUUCGGGCCAGAGACUUGAGAGGGGGCUGACUUUGCAAAGGUCGGGUCUACUCGAGGGAAUCAUGAGCGGAAGGAAGGUCGGGAUGUUGUUUGACAAGAAUGACCCCUCUCAUCUUGCAUUUGGGACGGAAUGGGCUCUGUUUUUUUCCCCGUCGUAGCCUGAACCGGUCAUGAAAUUUGUAUGUGACAUGCAUCAUGUAUGAGACGAGUUGAUCCUACUUUCAACAUUCAAACCCGAAAGGAGAUGAGAUAUUCAACUAUGGGGAAGAAGAAGAAAAAAAAGAGGUGAUGUUAUGCAGUCGUGAUGACAUUCAC